CUGCUGCUGCUGCUGCUGCUGAUGAUGAUGAUGAUGAUGAUGAUGAUGGGUGCGAAGGGAGUGUAUUAGUGAAAGAGGUGUGUGUGAGCAGGCGCGCAAGCGAGACAGAUGUGACAGCCGUGCUCUGAUGAGGACAAACUUCCGCAGUGUCUGGAAGAGAACAAAUCACUGAAACGUGCGAGAUGAUGUGAUGGUGAAGUUGGGUUCGAACGUGCGAUCUGCGGGGGAAAAGGUUGACUGGAUGCCUGGUUGGUAUAAGGAAGCAAGUGAUAAGGAACGGUGAUAAAAGUCCUGGACGGAAUCGGCCGCAUGCCUGCCUGGAUUAUUUGUGCUACUGCUGCUGCUGCUGCUGCUGAUAAGAAAAGCAAACCAGCAAGGAGAGGAGGGCGCGCAUGUGAUGCAGCUCUACAGCUAGAGGUUGCAGCAGAGCGUGUGGUGUCUCACUCUCACACCGUGUGCUAGCUUACCAAUGAACAGUAGGCGGCAUGGUUAAGAUGGCUUCAACGGAGGAACAGGAUAGGAAAAUAGUGCUGGAAUUUUGCCACCUGCUCGAAAAGUCGAAGCAGCUGUUCAACGGGCUCCGCGAUCUGCCCCAGUAUGGGCACCGGCAGUGGCAGGCGUACUUUGGCCGCACGUUCGACGUCUACACCAAGCUGUGGAAGUUCCAGCAGCAGCAUAGACUAGUCCUAGAUUCUAAGUAUGGUUUAAAGCGAUGGCAAAUCGGAGAAAUAGCUAGCAAAAUUGGACAACUCUAUUAUCAUUAUUACCUUAGAACGAGCGAAACCAAUUAUCUCAAUGAGGCGUACUCGUUUUACGCGGCGAUCCGGGGGCGCGCUUACUACUCGCGAGCAAUCAAGGAGGACCGGCCGGAUCUGAUGGUGAAGAAGCUCCGUUACUACGCUAGAUUUAUUGUUGUUUGUUUACUGUUGAAGAAGAUGAAGCUGGUGCGGGAGUUAGUUAUCGAAUUGGAGCGACAAAUACAGGAAUACACCACCACCGUACCGCACGACCUUAGGUACGAGCCGGAGGACCAGCUAGAGUGGUCCCUGGUGCUGGAGGAGAUCAAGGGAUUCAUCAAGGCGGAAUCGGCCGUCGCGGUGCUGCACGCCGACACCAACCCGAUCGUACUGUCGCACAGUGGUUCUGGUUCCAGGUUAAGCCCGCUCACCACCCCGCCCUGCGAACGGACGCCCCACAUGACGCUCAGCCUGCAGGAGAUCCUGAUCGUCGGGUCGGCCUGCGAGCAGGCCAAGUUCUCCGAGCUAACGAUGGACAUGUUCCGGAUGCUGCAAACGCUGGAACGUGAACCGACGGACGCGAUGCACCCGAUGAUUGGCCAUCCGAUGGCGCACGGUGGGCCGCACGAUGCGAGCCCCGCCGCCAGCCGCAUGCCGUACGGUGUGCCGGGUUCGAAGGGGUACGUGGAGAACGGUGAUCGUCGUACGAUGCGUGAUAACCCACACAAGUACUUGCUGUACAAACCGUCGCUCAGCCAGCUGAUGGUGUUUCUGUCGAGCGGGUUCAAGGAGCUGCCACCGGGCGGUGCGCUGCUGCUGUACAUGUCCGCCGACGGGUGCUUCUCGACUACGAAGCAUCCGCAAGACUAUGGUUACGAACUGGGCGGUUUGGCGACGAGCGUCAAGCGUGACGCGGUGGACGGUGGCCUGUCGGUGCGGGGCAAAUCGAGCGCCGGCUACAAGGAACCGCACUGUCUGUAUCCGGGCGAUCUGUACCCUUACACGCGGCGGCCUCUCUUCAUCAUCAUUGAUUCGGACAAUUCAUUCGUGUUCCAGCACAUACCGAGGUAUUUCGGUCAACCGUUAGUUAUACUCAUGUCACCACAGGACAUUCCUGCCAACUACCAAGGUGAGUAUUUGCAGCAUCACGGUUCGCUGUUUACGCUGUUCCUGCACUCGCCCAUGACGGCGAUGUGCUACAUCUGCAACGUGGGCGACGUGCCGAUCCAUCACUGGGAGCGAUGCCAGAGCUAUGUGGACCGGUUCGUGACCGAAGCGUCCCGGCUGGUGACGCGCUGCCGGAUGGACGAGAUCGAGCAGGGCAUUGGAUAUAUAGACUCAUCGUACGUGCAAUUCUUCGGCGAUGACUUCCUGCGAACGCUCAUACUGCGGUUCGUGUUUUGUGACGUGGCGCUCCGCCUACACCGGGGCUUCCGCGGCCGGCACCAGCGGCCGCGCUGCGAACCCCCCCUGCCCGGGCCGGAGCUGCUCGAGCAUCCGUCGCUCGCCCACAUCGUGCUGCAGCUGGCGACCGCGCUCGACGUGAGGGGCCACUUUGUCGAGGGCCCGGAAGGCGAUUGAUGCACGUACGGUGCGAGCACCAGUGCGCGGUUCCGAACCGGCAGCGACGACGAUCCACGAUUCACUCCAACACUGCAACAGCAACCGCAUCCCGCUCUACUGUGGUGCGCCAGCAUCCACGUGCUUUCCGGUGCGUUCACUGCGUGCGCGCUGACGCUACUGGCGGGGUGCGCAAACGUUGCGCGUCUACAUUUGACGGUGGUGUUGGUGCGUGCUGCCCCCGUACCAUCACCACUGGUGGUUUACACUGCCAUUAUUUGCUGAGUGAAAUAGGGAGGGGAGGUAGGGGGGUGGAACAUACGUCGCUUCCAAAAAAGAAAAGAAAAAGAAACAGUAACAACAACAACCAACCAACAAACUAUUGUGUAGCCCAUUGCAGACGUGGGGCCCGGCUUGAGACAGCUCGAAAUUGGAAGAGAAACCAAGUAUUAAUGAGCGUGAGUGGCCAGCAGAGUAAGUGCGCACUCAAAAGGCUAGUUUAAAACACACACACACAUACACACAUACAUACAACAAAAAACAAAGGCUUGUUGCAUUCCACAACGUGUUCUUCUUGGGGGAACGGUGGGAAUAAUUUCGUUUACGUUCGCUAUAUACAUAUAUAUAUACACAUAUAUUAUCCCUUUAAAAAGAAAAAAAAAUGCUCCUCUUAAAACAAAAGAACACACACACACACUAAGCCAUUUCGGUUCAUAGGUCAAGGUAUAUACAUAUAUAUUUGUAGCUUUUUAUGCGACUUGUUACACUAUUUAUAUGCGACAUUCCUUCGGGCGCGACAUACGCGUACGCUUGCGGAAACGAAUACGCGAACCAAUCAGAAAGGCAAAGCGUGUAUGUGUGUUUGUAUGUGUAUGUGUUUGAGAGUGUGAAGCGAUGCGGAGGACACUUUGGUUGUUUAUUCAACAUCCCGCUGCGUUCCGCAGGCGCACUGAGGUCGUCUCCCACGUCCCACGUCCUGUGCAAAAGAAUCCCAUGACAUUAUGUGGCAAAGCCAUUGCUUUACGUUUGAAACAUGUGAAAAGCAAGCCAUGAAGCAGCAACACACACACACACACACACACACACAUAACACUACUAUCCUGUUACUAGGGCUGCGGUUGUUCUGAGUCGUGAGGAGUCGCGCUCUUUUCGUUGGUCACGUUUAAAGUGUGAUGCCACCAAGGCGUGAUUCCCGUUUUCCCGCUCUUCCCCAUUCCUUUACUUCAUCUCCUCUCCUUGCCCCCUCCUCCUCUUAUUCAAUGGUUCCAUGGAGACGCAUCAUCAUCAUCAUCAUCAUCAAGCUGUGUAUGGUGGGGUACGUGCGGUUCAAAACCUUCGCGAGAGAGUAUAGAUAUAUCAAAGUUUAUCUAUUUAUAUAUAAACAUAUUUAUAUUUAUAUAUAAAUACCAACAAAAAAAAAACAAAACAUAUACCUACAUUAACACAACAUCCGCUUGCGCAAUGAGAAACUAAAAUACUUAUAGAGAGAGAUAGAAAGAGCGAGGGGAGCAGGAAGAAGAGUUGGAAAAGAAUGAAUGAACAGCAGAGCUAGUGGUAAAGUUAGUGUAAAACAAACAAAGCGAAGCAGGUGGGUUUAAACACAGAAAACAGCGUGCGAUAAAGUCUCGGUACUUAUUGAAAGGGCAAAACAAAAAAGAAGAAAAAAAAAACUACGGCGCAAGAAACGGAAAACGUAUAUACAUAUAUGCUUAAGAAGAAAACAAAAACGUAUAAUAGGAAAAAUUUAAAUACGACACACCGUACAGAAGUGAAACAGAACAGAACAGAACAGUACAGUACAGUACAGGACAGAAGGACAAAGCAGCGCAACGCAAAGGUACACACACAUACACACAAUGCCUUUGCAAGGUUUUGUUUUCCUGUUAAGAUGUAACACGGUGAACUUUUUUUUUUGUUUUUGUUUAAUUUAUGUGUUUUAUACUACUUAUAAGCAUUAACCGUUUUACACCUUUUUUUAAUUAUUUGUUCUAAUGUUUGUUCGUUUUUUUUUACUAAAAACUAGUCACACUCUAGUCCCCUCGGUCAGCAAAUGUAUUAGCGAUCCAAAGACGCCUCAACGUGGCACAUUAGUUAUAAUACUCAUAGGAAACAAGCGAACAGCAACAAAAACUCCCGACACUCACACACCCACAGACACACACACACACACACACAAAGAUUAACACACUCUUCUUACUGUGAUGCCAACUGAUAACAUUGCGCACCGGGAGCACUGGCGCUGGUUGAUGGGUGGCGGUGGUGGUAGUAGUGUAGUGUAGGAGUGGAUACUUUUUUAGGUUUAACGUUUAAGCGACCCGAGCGACACGAGACACGAGACACGAGAAACGAAACGUGAAACAAACAAAAAAAGGACGGAUGGAUGAUAAUUGGUAAACCACGGACGAGGAAUAAAAAUAACAAACAAACAAACAAACAAACAAAAGAACACUGGCAACAUAAAGCUACUACAUUAAGAAGAUACCCAGCCGAUAUUUGGACAAUAUAUAAACGUGUGAUCACUGCCGCUAUUUCGCUUCAUUAGUAGGAAACAAACAAAGCAAAAACCAAAACAUACAAAGAGGAAGGAAAAAAAACAAAACUAAACGAAAAAAAACUCAAGAAAAAGGAAGGAAAAGGAAGAAGAUUGUGAAAGUAAGAGUUAAAAAAAAUACUCAAAACAAAAUGAUAAGAUAGCAAGAGGAAUGAAAAAAAAGAGAUUGGAAGAAAAGAAGUGAAAACCCAAACCAAAUGCAAAAACACACACACACAAACAGUUUUGGGGAUACUAUAAUGGUGAUUAGAUAAAACACUUAUACCAAACACACACACACACAAACACAUUUUCCAGGAGACCUUCCUAUGAUGGGAGAAGAAAAAGGGGAUUUUUGCUAUUCCUCUUUUUCUUUCUUUACUGUAGGCAAACACAGAAGAACAGCAGCAAGAGAGAAAGAAAACCAGCAAAAACAACAACAACAACAACAACCAAAACAUGUAAGGUUAUUUAGGGGUAUAUACACACAUAUAUAUACAACACACAUACAAAAUAAAUUAUAUACAUAUAGAUAUAUAUAUCAACAACAAGAAAAGGAGAAAAAACAGCGCCAUACAUUAGUGAAAGAAGAAAGAAAUCGGAACGCGAUCAUUAUCAAUCUCCCACGGCCGUUCGGCUUUUGGGUUGAUGAGACAAGGAAUGGAAAAAAACAGACAGAAACACAACAAACACACACACACACACAUAGAAAGGCAAGAAGCAAAGUAUGUAAAAGCCCGCUAGCAUAAAUGGUGUAGGUAGGGAAUUAUAAUAUAGUAUAGAUGAAUGAAUGACACAACAUAGCAAACAUAGAAAACAACCAAGAAAAGAAUGAAAGACGGAAAGAAAAAGAGUCAAAUAGAAAAAAAAGGAAAAGAAAAGAGAGGAAAAAGCAUAAAGAAAUACUAAGAGAGAGAUAGAGAGAGAGAGAGAGAGAGAAAAAGAGAGAAGUUGAACGAUAUAUAUAGUAGUAAUCGUGAUUGCUUGAUACGUUCCCCUUUUAUUUUACGCUAGGUUACAUGUACAACUAGCCAGAGCUUGCAUCAUAUAUAUAUAUACUGCAGUAAACAACAAAACGGUGUAUAGUGGAAAGGAACCCUCGAAAUUCGUAUUUACCCUUGUUUCGGUUUCCUCCUAUCAACAAUAACAACAACAACACACACACAUACACACACAAGUCAAAUAGCGACUAUAAACGUAUAGAGAACAAUGUAGUGCUGAGAAGGAAAGGAGUUGGUUUUAGAUGGUGCACACCCAACGGGCUGGCGCACAGUUUUGGAUCGACGUGAGGCCACAGAUAAAUUAUAGCCCCCCCCCCCCCCCCCCUCCAUAGGUCCUUUCCUCCCUCCGCUUAAUUGUGUUCUGUCGCAUCACCUGUCUAACGGAAAUCGAACCCAAUGUGAGAGCGUGUACGCGUCAAUACGCAAUAAUACAGAAAGUGUGGCGUUGGUAGAACGUAACAGUAACAGUAAUCACACAUGCAUGUUCCUCAAACAUCUCUUCGCCCACAUUCCCGUUAGCUAUGGAAUGGAUACUAAUUUUUUAACCGUAUUUAUUUUAUUUCCUUUUUAUUACUGUACACUCAGAAGGACUAAUAAAAAAGGGUUUUUUUUCGUUGUUCUAGUUAGUUCUACUUACUACCAGUAAGAUAUUAAUUAUUAACAACUUGGAAGAUAGCAAAGCACAGAUAGAGAAAGAGAAAGAUAGAGAGAAAGCAGGAAAAUGUCCCAUUUUUGCAGUAGGCUCUAACAAUCAAGCAAAAGAAAAACCCAGAACAAACAAACCAAACUGUAUACUGUAGUUGAAAAAGCAACACUAGAACACACAUACACAUCCAACAAUAACAACUCAUCCUUCAAGAUAGAAACAAAACCAAACCAAACAGCAAAAAAAAUCAUCAAAACAUUAGAUAAAUAUACCAGAGUAAGAAAAAUAUAUAUAAAAAAAACGCUUCUAGGUUAUUGUAUAUGCGCGAAAUGUUGAAUGUAAAAAAAAAACGCGAGGAAGAGUAUAUCAUAGAGAAGGACAAACAAAACACAUUGUACUGUAACGCAACAACACACACGCUCCUAUAAUUUCCGUUUGUGCUAGGCAAAUUAAACCCCAAAACACUCAGAACAGAUAUUAAAUACUUGGGUUCUCUGCUCCACAUCAUUCCACGCUUCGUUUCGUGUCCAUAAAUAGCCUAGUAACGCCUAGUAAGACUCUAGUGUCGUUAACUAAUAGUUCAUACUCAUCCAAGCUCACAGCACAGGCACACACACACAUACACAAAGGACGAAGGAAAUCGGAAGCAAAUCUGUUCAUCGUUGUUCGUUGUUUUGUUUCCGUUAGAUGGUAGUCCCUAGAACCUUGGCACAGGCGUGUCGUCUGUGUGCGCGCAUUGUUUCGCGCGUGAAUAAAAGGACCCCCCUGACCCCACCCCAAUACGGUUUUGGGGAGAAAAAAAAACUUAAUUAAGACAAGAAAUAGUCAUCUCUCAUUAGCGUGUAGUGACAGUGUAGUGAAAGAAUAACAAAAAACCCAAGUAAAGAGCAAACAAAAAACCAUAACGCAAAACUAAUACCAAAAAACCACGGAGUAAUAGGUGUGCGUGUGUGUGUGUGUGUGCGUGUGAUACCAAAGUGUUUAAAGAGAAUAUACAAAACUAGGCAAAUUGGAAUGGAAGGCAGACAAAUAUGCUAAGUGGUGGGAAUAGUAAAAAAAAAAAGCAGAGAGGAAAAAAUCUUUAUCAUAACGCAGCGAGACUCACUGAGAAAAUGGGGGAAGAUACCGCAAACCGCCCCAGCCGCUAUAAUGUAAUAAUUACCGAACAAACAAACAAAAAAAAACAGCAGAAGAAUAUAUACAUUUAGAGGGAUAAACUACAAACAUAAAAAAGAAAGAAGAAGCAAGCGUAAAAAACGAACGAACAAACAAAACAAAACCAACCAAAACAAAACACCACCACACUGUCUGUCAACCUUUAACCCGGCAACACUCCCGGAACACACAUGGAAAACAAAGCGAGCCCGUAAACACACACAUACUGAAAAUCAACAACAACAAAAAGAAACAUCAAUAUAUCACUGCCCUAAGUGUUUCACUUAACGUAAACUGAGUAAACUAUUUAAAAAAAGAGAAGAAAAAGAAGAAGAAAAGGAAAGCGUAAAAUAAGCUAAUAGCGUGACCGUUGAAACAGAGCACACACACCAACAAAACCACACCGAAGCGCGAAGUUUUUUGUGAGUUUUUGUGUGUAUGUGGCGUGCGCGCGUGUGUGUGUGUGUGGUGGAGCUUUCCAUUUGCUGAAAAGGUAGAAAAAAAUAAAAAUGGCCGCCGAGAAAUAGAUGUGCAGCAAUGAAGGAUGUUAAUUUAUCCAAUAAGAAAACUCACACCGACACACACACGCACACGCGCGCGUACAAAAAACCAUUACACGGAGAAGAAGAGCAUGCAAUAGAACGGUUGUGCGCGGUGCUUAGUUCGACACACCAUACGACCCUCCCCCUUCCCUUUCCCCUCGCGUCGUUACUAUGGCGAUGAUGGUGAUGGUAGCUUACUCUAUUGUCAAGAAGUCGAAUUAAAAGGAUCAAAGUAACACACAUACACAAAAUAGAGAGAAAUAGAGAGAACAAAGAGAGAGAGGGCGAGAAAGAGAGAGCGAGGCCCACAGCUAGUUUUGAGUUUUAGCUUGCUCUACAACAAUAUUAUAAUAUUUUUUACGUACUUUAGUGCUUUUUAUCAGUUCUUUUCCAUGCAACGCGUAAACCAAGUUGCGUGCGCAUUGUGAAAGAAAACCCGAACACAACAAACAAAAACAAAACACAAUCUCUUGAGUACUUUAUAGCGCAAGGGAAGGAGAGGACAGCUAAUGGCAAACCCACCUGAACACGGGAGGAUACGGUUUCAGCCAGCAGAAGAAAUAGAAGAAGAAGAAGAAAAACAAACCCCAACACAAUUCAGCUACACAAACGUGAAUUUUCACUCCGGGAAGAAUUCAUUCCCAUCCCCCCAUCCAUAGUUCCCAAACAUUCCAGAACAAAAGAGGAAAAGUUUAGAGGAAAAAGAUUCCUUUUUUCUAUUCCCAAUUCCCAGUAGUAGUGCCAGCGUGCGAGUAGUAGGUGCGCGAGGACAGAUACAGUGUCACAACAACACAAAAGAAGGGAAACCCAAAACCAACAAUCACAUAUUUAGAAUAGUGCAUAAUAUUUGUCUGAAGCGAACAACGGAACAAAACAAAAACCAACAAACAAAAUAGAACCGAAAGAGAAAAAAAAAACGGAAACAGUAAGAAUAGAAAGAAGCGAUUACAAAAACGAUCCCUGGAAGUAAAACACGCAAUCGAUAGCAGCCGAAAUACGUAACCGAGAAAUAGAGAAAAAAGGGAAACCCGGAAACCAGAAGGAACGAAAACGCGUGCACAUUGCGAAAGAAAAACACUGGAAUGCAAAAAAGAAGGGAAGAAAAAAAAACAAUUUGUCAAACCGCUCAACAUGGGAGGGUAAGGGGGUGGUGGUAGCAGGAAAGAAACCAAGGAAGCAGUAAGCAGCGAGCAAAUGGAAAACAAAAAACUCUAAUGGAAGAAAAUAAAAGGCGCCUGAAACGAAUCUAAAUGAUAGAAUCUCGUGAUUUGUGAUGGAAAUUUAGCAAAAAAAAAAAAAAAGAAAGAUCAAGUGGCAGAAUGAGAAAGAGCAUAAAAGAAGAAGAAAAAAAGAAAAGUCUUCUCAAAAUGGAAAACACAAGUUGAGAAAAAACAAAAUGCUGGUUGUAUGCGAACGUGUGUUGAAUUAUUUGUCCUUUUCUGUAUCGUUUCUCACUGAAAUUGCAUGUGAAUAGCAGAGUGUUGUUUUCUGCUCUUUCUAUCUGCGUGUUUCGUGGUUCAUUUUGCGUUUCAAUUUCUACUUCUCUAAUGCUUCUCCACAACAAUCAACCCCGGCGGCGGCUGCUGCGGCUAUCGGCAGACUCUGAAGUAAAACAAACAAACAAACAAACAGACCAUACGCGCGACAAAACUGACAUAGCUCAAUGUUGGAACUCAUGACAGAAGGGAAAGAAAAGUGAAGAAAAGUAGUCAAAAUACCGCGUGCACACACUUUCUUCCCCGCUCGAAAACGUAAAACAAAGUGGGAAGAGCGUGUACAAACUAAAAGCACGUACAGACAACACAUUUUACAUUUCAGAAACAAACAAACAAAACAAAACAAUGGAAAACAACUAUCGAACGAUACAAGAACAGUUUAGAAGCGAAAGCGAAAAGGCUAAAAACAUAACUGCCACCACGUUGGCAGAUGCAGAGGAAAAGAGAGAGAGAGAGAGGAAAAAGAAAGCAUGUAACAUGUAAACUAUAUAGUGAACAAAAUGCCAUAUAAAAAAGUUAGUAAAAUAGUAGCAAGUAAAACAGAAAACAGAAAAAGGAGAGCAGCACGCUGCAGAGAUUCUACACACUGCACCACACCCCUAGUCUGUCCUCCAUUUUGAAUGUUGUUCCGUUGUACUGUCCUCCCUGCUUAAUGGAAAGAUGUACAGCAUCAUGUGCUUAGUAAGCUGCGCUACUGCUGCUACUACUUGCUGCCGCUGCUUGUGUGUUCGGUCACGUUCGGUUUCGGGGUGUCUCCCUUUUCACCGAACUCUAUACAGGAAAAGGAGGGAAGGAAGGACGCGUUCUUUAGUGCGUGUGCCCUAACACUAGAACAGAAGAUAGGGGAGAUAUAAAAAAAAACUCACACUAAAAGAAAAACAGAAAAUUGUAAUCCUAGUAGAGAAAGUAACACAAUUAUGAGAGGAAGAAAUUAGCAAACCUGAACCUGAUUCAAACUGCAAACUAAACAAGAAAAGGACACGAAGUACAGGCAAAGCUAACAAACACACACACUCCACGCGGACGAGAUCUGAUGGGGGCGGCUCUAUCGGUGAUGAUGGUAGGUGAACCAGGUAGCGCAAAAACAAAGGGACACACAUACACACACCAUGUAUUCUUCUUUCCUUUUGUCCCUGUAUAUCCCGUUCAGGCGCGUUCGAUGCGUAGAGCUAAUAGUAAGGGAGCAGAAGCAGAAGAACUACUAAAUUGGCGAAUAUUUGAUAAGGGAAAGGGGGAGAAUGAAAAAAAUAAACAGAAAGUAGAGCGCCCGAACCCGAAACAUACACACUCACACAGAUUUUGGAACAUUCGUGCAUAGAGAGCGAGGGAGA
Anopheles gambiae (African malaria mosquito) is the source of this 10998-nucleotide messenger RNA. Its product is annotated as protein SCAI. Gene Ontology annotation, molecular function: transcription corepressor activity. The coding region runs from base 486 to 2318 and encodes 610 amino acids. NCBI's taxonomy places the organism in Eukaryota, Metazoa, Arthropoda, Insecta, Diptera, Culicidae. Gene Ontology annotation, cellular component: nucleus. The record is from RefSeq and is a predicted model, not a curated record. The transcript is spliced from 11 exons. Gene Ontology annotation, biological process: DNA-templated transcription.